AUGAGACUCACGUUACAAGCGUUAAUAUCUCAUGGCCGGGUCGCCCGGAGGAUGGGUUUAGGUCCCGAGUCCAGAAUCAACAUGCUAAGGAACAUCCUGACAGGACUCGUCCGAUACGAGAGGAUCGAGACCACCCUGGGCCGAGCAGACGAGGUCCGCUUCUACGCAGAGAAGCUUAUUGACUACGCAAAGAAAGGAGACACUGAUGAGAAGGCAAUGAGGAUGGCCAGUUUUUGGUUGACGGAAAAGGACCUGGUGCCAAAGCUUUUCAAGGUUCUUGCUCCACGAUUUGAAAGUGAGACUAACGGCUACACUCGAAUGGCGCGAUUACCCAACAGAGAAAAUUUGGACCGAGCAAAGAUGGCUGUGCUGGAGUACAAAGGCAACCCCUUCCCACCGCUGUAUCCUGCAAAAAGGGAAAAUGAACUGACUCUGAUUAACCAGCUGCUCAAAGGAUACAGAGAGGACAUGGCACAGCAGUUCACCACAUAA
This is a messenger RNA of Knipowitschia caucasica, 492 nucleotides long. Lineage: Eukaryota; Metazoa; Chordata; Actinopteri; Gobiiformes; Gobiidae. The record is from the annotation of a GenBank genome assembly.